GAAUAUCCUAUCACACGCAGCGUUAUCCUAUCACACGCAGCGUUAUCCUAUCACACGCAGGGUUAUCCUAUCACACGCAGCGUUAUCCUAUCACACGCAGCGUUAUCCUAUCACACGCAGCGUUAUCCUAUCACACGCAGGGUUAUCCUAUCACACGCAGCGUUAUCCUAUCACACGCAGGGUUAUCCUAUCACACGCAGGGUUAUCCUAUCACACGCAGCGUUAUCCUAUCACACGCAGCGUUAUCCUAUCACACGCAGGGUUAUCCUAUCACACGCAGCGUUAUCCUAUCACACGCAGCGGUUAUCCUAUCACACGCAGCGGUUAUCCUAUCACACGCAGGGUUAUCCUAUCCAUAUGCAGGGAUCACGCAGCGAUCCUAUCACAUACAG
Molecule: messenger RNA, 392 nt
Organism: Pelobates cultripes (western spadefoot toad)
Lineage: Eukaryota; Metazoa; Chordata; Amphibia; Anura; Pelobatidae
Source: the annotation of a GenBank genome assembly